GAUUUGACAUUUGACAGUGACAAUUCGAAACUUUUAAAAAAUAAAAACAAUUACAUACGAAAACCAUAGUUUCUUUGUAUUUGGACCGAUUUAUUUCAUAAAGUUCAUAAAAAGAAUAGAAAGAACCCAGUAAAAUGGUUGGAAUUAGUAUGGAUGGCCCAUCACGAGAUCAAGUAAUGAAACUUAUCGAAGAGAAAGAUAGAAUCGAAAGAGAAAUUCGUGAGCAAACAGCUAUACUUGAGUCGAAUAAUGUGAGCAUGCAUGAUUCUCUGGUGGACAGUGAUGGAUAUCCGCGUAGCGACAUUGAUGUGUACAAAGUUAGACACGCCCGACAUCAAAUUAUAUGUCUACAAAAUGAUCACAAAGCAAUAAUGAAGAGGAUAGAGGAGGGUCUUUGUAAAGUUCAUUCUGAGUUCCGCGGCUCAAGUAACACUGGUUCGCAGCAAGCCACCUCUGCAUCAUACACUAAUGGCCAUGCUAUGAACGAUAUUAACAGACCUGUAACUGAAGAUCGGUGUUUUGCUAUUGUUGGAUUUGUCCAUGAUGGCUCUCCUGCUGAUCUUGCGGGUUUGUCAGUAAAUGACAAAAUCCUUCAGUUUGGAUCUAUCAACCAUAGUAACUUCUCUGAUGUGACACAAGUGAAUCAAAUAGUCUCACAUUCCGUGGGUCAGAGGAUAGAGGUCAGGGUAAGAAGGGACCAGAAUGUCAUAUCUCUCACUGUAGUUCCUAGACCUUGGGCACAUCCUGGUCUUCUCGGCUGCCAGAUCAGAACAUAUACAGUGUCAUAAGGUUUACUAUGUUUUGGAAUAUAAGGGAGAUUUGUAUUGUGUUAAAUUAAGUUGAAAUGUUAAUUGAAUUAAAUGAAUGUAAACUU
This is a messenger RNA of Papilio polytes (common Mormon), 874 nucleotides long. Its product is annotated as 26S proteasome non-ATPase regulatory subunit 9. Bases 135 to 788 code for a protein of 217 amino acids. The record is from RefSeq and is a predicted model, not a curated record. Gene Ontology annotation, biological process: proteasome regulatory particle assembly. Gene Ontology annotation, cellular component: nucleus; cytoplasm. Lineage: Eukaryota; Metazoa; Arthropoda; Insecta; Lepidoptera; Papilionidae. Gene Ontology annotation, molecular function: protein binding. The transcript is spliced from 3 exons.